Messenger RNA from Carassius carassius (crucian carp), 1572 nucleotides. It is a transcript of the gene sowahd, whose product is annotated as sosondowah ankyrin repeat domain family d. The transcript has 2 exons. The record is from RefSeq and is a predicted model, not a curated record. Bases 447 to 1508 code for a protein of 353 amino acids. Lineage: Eukaryota; Metazoa; Chordata; Actinopteri; Cypriniformes; Cyprinidae. Gene Ontology annotation, molecular function: protein binding.
GUUCCAUCAGUGCAAGUGUCGUGGGUUUGAAGACAAGUGUUGAUUUAGUCAGUGGUAUUUGAACUUUAGACUUUAUCAAGGGGAGGGAUUGGACGUCGGAAAUGGCCACUGUGAGGAAAAACACACUAGAAUAGUUUCGAUUAGCUCACGGAAAACAUUUUCUGCUUCUCAGAAAGGAGAAACUGACGUUAAACUAGCGUUCUGAGAUCUGUGAAGCCUCAUAAUCCGCAAGAAAUGAGUGUAGACGGCUUGAAUUAGGCUACUUUGAAGAGCUGUGCGGACAACAGUUGAUCCGGCACCGGUUGAUUCACCUGAGAGACAGAUUUGAACAUUUAAAGGCUAGUAAAGAGAAGUGACUGAGGACGAUGGUUUUCUAAGGUUAUGUAAGCCUCUUUAAUUUUGAUCUUAUCUACGUAAAUAGCCAAACUCGCCGGGGACCCGCCAGUAUGUAUGAGGGGAACAGCAGUGGUCCCAUCAGCUGUGAGGAACACUGUGAUGAUGAACCUGUGGGGGAUGCAGCUCUGCCCUCAGAAGAACCAACAGAUUCAGACGGUGAUGCUUCAGGCAAUAAUGUAAGGAUUUCAGAUUCCCCUAAAAGCAGGAUAACGAGCCAGUUCCGCUCGAAUCUCGAGGAGCGACUGUCAAGACAUGGUGCUCGACCCGUGUCUCCUGCGUUCAGCGCCUCCUCGCGCAGAUCCAGAUUUCACAAACAGCUGGAGGAACGCGGCAGCAGCGCCUCCCGCAGACAAUCAGUCGAUAAACUGGAGAAGGGCUCCCUCACACCCUCUAUGCGAAAGAAGUAUUUGAAAGAGUUGUUUUUGAAUAAUAAAUCCGGAUUGUCAAGCAUUUUAUCAUCCAAACACGAAUCGUCAGAAGCAGAGGAGGCACCGUAUGGAGACACUUUGAACAGUGGCGCGUUCUGGGCUUUGGAUCCUAUGGAGCACGCGUGGAUGCUUUCUGUUGUGGAUGGAAAUUAUGAAACUAUGCUGGAAUUCCUCGCCGAGGAUCCCAGUUUAUUGAACAGAAAAGACUUUAUCAGUGGUUUUACAGCUCUCCACUGGUUGGCCAAAAAUGGAAAGGACGAGACGCUGAUUCAGCUUCUCAGGCAUGCAGAAAAAGAGGGGCUCUCAGUGAAUGUGAACUUGAGAGGCAGUGGAGGUCUGACGCCUCUUCAUGUGGCUGCCAUGCAUAACCAGUACACGGUCGUGAAGGCGUUGGUCGGUGCAUUUAGUGCUAAUAUAGAUGUCCUGGACUACAGUGGGAAAAGAGCAUGGCAGUAUCUCAGAGGCAAUGCACCUAUAGAAAUGAAGGAGCUUCUGGGAGCUUGGGAUGAUGAACACUCUGUAGGGUACUUGAAUGUGAACAACAGUGCGAAUCAAGCACAGCCAGAUGAAGACCAUACUCAAGAAGAUAGAGUCGAGGUGGACGGUUCAGGAGGAAUCACACGCCAGCGAUUCUCAUCCUUUAAGAGGCUUUUAUACAACGUUGGUCUGUUUGAAAAUAUCUGAGACUUUGCCAAAACCAUGUUUUCAGGUCAUUGUCAAACAAUUAAAAUUUGCUCCUUUAACAAAA